GUCGCGACGUCGCGAGCGGCGCAGCGAUGGGUGGACGCCGAUGUUUUUGCUCGCGAUCCUCGCCCGUGGGCGUCGGGGCGCCCGCGCCCGCGCGGCGGCGGCGGCGGUGCGCGCGGGCAUUCGGUGCGCGGGUGCUGUUCGUGUUGAUGCUCAGUGGGUGCGGGCGCGCGUCGGGUGCGUCUGCGGCGCGCGGGCGGGCGGCGGCGGCGACGGCGGAGACGACGACGACGACGACGCCCAGGGUGCGGGCGAGCCGUGUCGACGUCUCGCACCAGCGCUCCGAUCUCGGUGAUUUCAUAAGUGACUUGAGGGACAACAUCAAUCGCGUGGAAAAUUUGUUCAACGCGGGUAAGAACGCGUUCAAUCAAGUUGGCGCGGCGUUCGACGACUUGAGCAGGGACAUACAAUCCUUCCCAGGGAAAGUUAAUGGUGUGAAGAAUGAAGUUGGCAAGCUCGUCGGAACCAUCGGUGAUAAGGUUGAAGGUUUCUUGGAAGAAGUGUACGGAAAGCUCUUUCCGACAGACGCUGGUUCCAUGGUGAACGAUAUCGCUGGUAAGUUUUCGCCAACGGCGUCUCUGGGAGAAGGUCGCGACGGACCGUAUUUUGAAGAUACAUCCGCGAUCGGUGGUCUCGUUCGAAGACUCAAUCAAGACGUUCUCAGAGAUGAUCUUCGCCGCGUUCUGUAUAACGAUUACGCCUCACAACUUGGCGCCGCACAUAAACGCGCAGCCGAGCUCGGCUGCUCAACCUUGCCCGCAAAUACAACCGACGGGGAGGCGGCAAAACUUGGAUGUACUUCCAUCAAGAGUCUGAGCCAAGUAUGCUACGACGCCCCGAUGCGCGAUUUGUUUCCUGAAUCGGCAUUUUCACAAGAAUACGAGAUGCCUUGGCCUAAGAAAUUGGGAAGCUCUCCGUUUUCACCCGCGAAAUUUGACGUUGGAUUUCCAGUCGCCUCGUGGGAAACGUGCGCUGGCAUAAACAAGUUCAACAUUCCAACCAAAGUCGCCACAGAUCUCAUUAACGCGUUUCGACUCUUCUUUGGCGCCUUGUUUGAUGGCAUACAGGAAGGCGCGACGGAGGCGGCGACCGAGGCGAAGAACGCAAUCAUGGUUCCAGUCAACGCCAUCGACGCGCAAAUUGCAGUAAUCAACAACCACUUGAAAACAGCGCAGGACCACAUGAACAGUAUUUCACGCGUGUUCGGUGGAAGGCGUUUGCUUUCCGAAGAAGAUAUCGCUGAACAUCACCACGAACUUCGUCGACACACGGAGGCUUUGGCUGCUUCCAUCGCACAUGCCGAUUUUGUGUACAAAUCACAAAUGCAACGCAUCGAAGAUCAAGUCUUGCUGGGUCUCGAACAAAUCAGAGAAGUACUCAUUCUCGAUCCUUUGCUCCAGGAUCCGAAGAAAAUGGCCAAUUUCCCGGAUUACGGUGCCCUCUUGGAAAGGCGCGCAAGAAAAAUGGGUGUUGAGCACGAUACCGCUGAGCUUGGCGAUGCGGUUGAGAAACUGCGAUCUGCGCGACGAGCGCUCACGAGCGCAAUGGCAGAACUUAAAAACACCGAUCUCGAUAUCGGCGUCUCAUCGGAUCUCGAGCUCACGCUCGAGGCGACGCUCAAGGGCGAUGCUUUCGUACAAGGUGAUUUCUUCGAGUCCAUCAUGGAGAAGACCAAGAAGCCAAUCGAGAAUCCUACCGUGAUAAGGAAACAAGUUAUGGGCGCUUAUGGCUUCUAUGUCAACUUGGCUUUUGGCGUUGGCUUCAAGUUGCCGUACUUCGCAAAGGCUGACGCAGAGGCCAAGCUCCGAUAUGGACUUUCGAUUCCUGAUAUGAAGAUUGGAAUCAAGAGCGAAAAAGGACAGUUCUCCGUCUACUUUAACCCUCCGCAGCCGCACCUCGACGAAGACGGGCUCGAAGCGUCUGUAUCGGCGCACCUUCAAGUCGGCGCCGAGCUCGAGAUACCAAUGGUGCAAAUCGAGUUGUGCUGGGCUGGAGCGAUUUGCUCUGGUCCCGAAGUGUACUUCUCUCAAGGUGCUCAAGUCGGUCUGGACAUGUUCGCAGCUGCCAUGAACACCCCACCACCGUGUUUCGAUGGUGAAACCACGCUUGCGACGUAUUUCACCGAUUUUGACUAUCCAAGUAAGCCCGCUACGUGUUCGCUUACGGGUUCCGGUAUGGCGGCGGGCGUUGGCGCGUACUAUCAAGUACCAAAGCCUGAUGCGCUCGUCAAACUCGUCACGACGAUCAGUUCGCCGUGUGAAGUUGACGUCCCGGAUGUCGUUCUUUACAAAUCCAGCAAGGAGGACGGCUUUUUCGCUCAAGGGGAAAUUUUCCCACCUCAAUGCGGCGCUGACAUCGAGGCUGGCUCGGAACCCCCGCCAGAUAAGUGUGGGUAGAGUCAAACGAGAAACCUCUUUUUCAUCCAACUCACCGGCCUCGCGUAGCAGCUUGCCCCGAGUAAAAUACAUACACAGAAGACAUACAUACGUGUUCCCAAACCAGACGCUCGGCCUCCGCCGUCAGUUGUUUCCGUCGCCGCGAUGUCCGGUUGUUGCGUAGUCGCACUCGAGGUGGACGCUCGCGAGUGUCUCUUCGGCGGGUCCCGCCCGCGUUGUCUUUCGCCUCCUUUCCAGGCGAAAGACUGUUUUCGAAAAAGUUGAAAGUUGAAAUUGACUGUUUGCGAAAAAGUUGAAAGUUGAAAUUGACAAAAAAGACUGUUUUCCGAGCGUCAGCUCCUAUACCGUCGCACCGUACGACGGUAGCACGGACGUACUUUUGAUUGACGCCCGCUCGUCGCGCACCGCAUCUUGAGGCGUCGAAACCGCCGAGAGUCGCCGCGCGAUGGCGAAGAGAGCGCAUGCAGAGAGCGCGCCCGCGACGCCGACGGUAUCGGCGCGCGCGAGUGACCAUCCGAGCGUCGCGCCACGCGUUUUGUAAACGCGUGCGGGCCAAGGUGUCGGUGUUACGGCACUUAGUGUUACGGACGACAUGUAUCAUAUCGAUAUCAGCUGUUCAGGCGAGGUU
Messenger RNA from Ostreococcus lucimarinus CCE9901, 3021 nucleotides. RefSeq lists its product with no specific name. The record is from RefSeq and is a predicted model, not a curated record. The coding region runs from base 27 to 2393 and encodes 788 amino acids. NCBI's taxonomy places the organism in Eukaryota, Viridiplantae, Chlorophyta, Mamiellophyceae, Mamiellales, Bathycoccaceae. The transcript has a single exon.